Messenger RNA from Tricharina praecox, 3507 nucleotides. RefSeq lists its product as uncharacterized. The record is from RefSeq and is a predicted model, not a curated record. Gene Ontology annotation, cellular component: membrane. The transcript has 6 exons. Bases 1 to 3507 code for a protein of 1168 amino acids. Gene Ontology annotation, biological process: protein autophosphorylation; phosphorelay signal transduction system. NCBI's taxonomy places the organism in Eukaryota, Fungi, Ascomycota, Pezizomycetes, Pezizales, Pyronemataceae. Gene Ontology annotation, molecular function: phosphorelay sensor kinase activity; histidine phosphotransfer kinase activity.
AUGAAGAUCAAUCUGAAAUAUCAGUUGUGUUGGUACUACAGCAACAACCUCGUGUCCGACCUCCGCUCGUCCCGCCUCGAAGUCAUUGCCGCGUUGAAAUCAAAAGAGCUAUCGCAGACGCUGCUCGUAUUCACCACCACCGCGCGCUCGCUCGCCGCCCGCGCCAAUAUCGUCAAUGCCCUCGCCAUCCCCGAGGCCCACGAGAACUUUACGCGCAAUUGGACUGCUGCCGGGAAGUCGUUUAGUAUACUCCUCUCGACGUAUCCGGAUGUGCUGUACGUUUCGGUUCAGAACAAGACGCUCGAUCGUUGCUAUCUGAACAUCACCUCGAUCGAGGGAUAUGAUCUCUUGAAUCUGGCGGAUGUGUACAAUCUCACACAGCAGGGUAUCUACGAUAGCGUGGACGAUGUUGCCGCGUGGAAUGCGAUCGAUGGCGCACCGCCCGAGUUCAGGAGCUUGAUACCGGCGCAGGAUAGGGAGGGCAUCUCGCCCGAAGACAUCAAUGGGGACGGCGUGUUCCUGGGCCCGGUGACUUUCGAGAGGAGGGACGAGGGCCAGUCGGGCGCCGUGUACGUGGCUUCGCUCACCGUGCCCGUCUUCAACAAUACCACGGCCGUGCCGAGCGAGAGGGAUACCAUGGGGUACAUGACGGUGGUCUUCAACAUACAUUCGCUGCUGGAGGUGACGAACAAUACCAUGGGACUGGGGGAAACGGGACAGGUGCUGCUGCUAGGGCCCGAGAACCGGCUUAAUCGCUGGAACAAUGCGACGGGAGAGUUCGCCAUCAACAGGGCCACCGACAAUUAUCAGUACAUCCUACCACCUAAAAACAGGCCGGAGGUCGUUCUCCAGACGCAGCCGGUCAAACAGUAUCCGCGGGCGUACGACGCGUGGCAUGCGGCGAGUGGAAUGGGCAACUACAGCAGUGUGAGCCUCGACUCGAAGGACGGCUUCGGACAGCAGUCGUCGAUAGGGUUUGCAACCGUUGCUUUCGACGCGACGAAUUCGUCGUUCCUCCUCAUCGUGCAGCAGGCGCAUUCCGAGGCUUUCGAACCGAUGUAUAAGCUGAGAAGGAUCGUGGUGGGGACCGUCUUUGGCACUGUGCUCAUCAUACUGAUUACUACUUUCCCCAUCGCGCACUUCGCCGUCCGACCCAUCCGUCGACUACACGAAGCCACGAAGCUGUGUGGACGACCUCCCGAGUACCGCGAAGAACCCAAGAAGCGGCCGUGGUGGUCGCCGUUGAGGCUGCUGGGUAAGCUGGGUCACAGGGGAUGGGACGCCGAGAGCAUAUCCGACGUUUCGAGUCGGAAUUCCUCUGGCCGACGCGACAACUUCCGGAUCCCGCAAAAGGUGCCGGUGGGACGUCAUUUCGUCAAGGAUGAGCUGACGGCGCUGGUCGAUACGUUCAACGCGAUGACGGAGGAGUUGUUGGGGCAGUACGAGAAGCUGGAAGAGAAGGUGCAGGAGCGGACGGAGCAGUUGCAGCAACAGACGAUCCUGGCCGAGUCGGCGAACGAGGCCAAGACGAUGUUCAUCGCUAACGUGUCGCACGAGUUGCGGACGCCGCUCAACGGUAUCCUCGGAAUGUGCUCGUUGGUCCUGGAAGAGACGAAUCUGCCGCAGAGCGCACGGGAAAACCUGGGUGUGGUCUUCAAGAGUGGAGAAUUGCUGUUGCAUCUCUUGACAGAUCUGAUCACUUUCUCGAAGAAUCAGGUUUGGGGUGCGCAGGUCAAGAUGGAGACGGGGCCGUUCCUUGUGCGCGAGUUCAUCUCCCAGGUCAUGGCCUUCUUUACCAGCCAGGCCAAGGAGAGGAAGAUUGAACUUACCUGCGAGGUCAUGCCAUCCGAUGGGAUCGAUUUCGUCUUGGUUGGCGAUGUCAAUCGGAUUCUACAGGUCAUCAUUAACCUCAUUUCCAAUGCGUUGAAGUUCACUGGCGAGAAUGGCUCGGUGAUGUUGCGUAUUGUCAUCGAAACGAUGCCCGAUGCCGGCUCGAUGGAUAUCACUCCGUACACCGAGGUCACGGAGAAGGACUACAUGGCUUCUCCGAUUUUCUUUAAGGACACCCCCGGCAACUGGGCACAAACGACUCCGCCACUAUCGCCGUCCGCCUCGGCAUCUCCUUCCAGCCCCGUCAGCCAGACUCGGCCAUCGCGGCCACCGCUGUUCACCAGGCACUCGACCGCAUCCGGACCUAAUAAUGCCGGAUCGGAUGUGACGAAGGCGUUCCUGACACGAUCGAAGAGGUUGUUGAAUCCCGAGACUGCAGCCGAUGCCCCUAGAUCCCGCGCCGCUUCGCCUUCGACCAGUGCCGCAACGCACUGGGUCGAGUUCCGCGUCAUCGAUACGGGACCGGGAGUGCCGGAGCACAUGCAACAGAAGAUCUUUGAACCGUUCGUGCAGGCGGACGUGGGGUUGUCUCGGAAAUACGGCGGUACGGGGCUGGGACUGAGUAUCUGUCAACAGCUGAGCAAGCUCAUGGGCGGCGAUAUCCACCUCAAGAGUUUCGAGGGCGCAGGGAGCACCUUCAGCCUGCGGAUACCGAUGCAAUACUCGUCGGCCAGUCAAUCCGCCGCCGGAUCGAGCCAGCAAUACGGGCGACCACUAUCGGUCACUCGGAGUAGACGUAGUGCGCAGACCACCACUCGCAGUCUCAGCGCCUUCUCGGGUCCGGCAUUCAGCGGCCGAAGCACACACGAAGCGCCGACGGCCCAGGAUGGAAAUAUGCGCCUGGUCGGCCUGUCGCAACCGUUCUUUGUUCCCAGUAGAGCCGAGAGCAUGAACGAGUUUGAGAUGGCGGAUCAGCAGGAAGGGAUGACGAGUGCCAGCGAUGAUUCGGACGACGACGGUUCCGGAAAACAGGCUCAGCAUCCUUCACCGCAUCUACCGCAUCCACCGAUGAUGACGCCGGUCGUGGAGGUCACCACGCCGGGGACCAUGAAGGGUUCCACACGAAUGGAGUUUCCGAUGCGCAGCGAUGGACCUUCGGAUUCCGAGGAGAAGCCAGGGCCCGGGGUGUCGAUCGUUUCGGAGGAGGACGAGGAGGAGGAGCGGCAGGAGACGGACGAUGAGGACGAGGAGGAGGAAGAGGAUAAGACUAUCCGCUGCCUCGUGGUCGAGGACAACAAGAUCAACCAAAAACUGGUCGUCAAAGUGCUGCAGCUGGAGAAGGUUCAAGAGAUUACCGUUGCCGAAGACGGCGUCCAGGCGGUCGACAAGGUCAAGGAAGUCAUGGCUAAGGGUUCCAAGUUCGACAUCAUCUUUAUGGAUAUCCAGAUGCCGAACAUGGACGGUCUCGAAGCGACGCGGCAGAUACGCGCACUGGGAUAUGGCGCGCCAAUCGUCUCGCUCACGGCGUUCGCCGAGGAGAGCAACAUCAAAGAGUGCUACGAGUCGGGGAUGGACUGCUUCCUGUCGAAGCCGAUCAAAAGACCGCAGAUCAAGCAGAUGGUCAGCCGGUACUGUCCCGGUAAGCUCGAGGGUGGGGCUGGGGGUGCGGCAAAGUAG